This is a messenger RNA of Closterium sp. Naga37s-1, 4311 nucleotides long. The record is from the annotation of a GenBank genome assembly. NCBI's taxonomy places the organism in Eukaryota, Viridiplantae, Streptophyta, Zygnematophyceae, Desmidiales, Closteriaceae.
AUGAACAGGCGACCCACGCCGCAGCAGCCGCGGCAAGAGCACGGCACAUCUCUCGCCGCGCGGACGUCACCGCUACCGCCGCUGUCUCCGACGGCGGCGGCAGUGGCGGCGGCGAGCGGUGCGCGGCACGAAUCGUUGCUGGGGAAGCGGACGCGGGAGGAGCUUCACGAGGGAUUGCAGGAGAAGUGGGCAGCGUUUGGCAAGGAUGGAGUCAUGUUGGGCGACAGCGGCGCGGAGUCCGCUGCAGCUGCUGCUGCUGCGGCUGCUGUUGCAGGCGCCAUGGAUGAAGCACCUGAUAGCUUCGUUGGCACUGACUCUUCCCGUUCUCCCUCUCCUCCCUCCCAUUUCUCUGCCCCGUUGCCCCCUCCUCCCCUAUCCCUCCCCUCCUUUCGCUCGCCCUUCCUUUCCCAUUUCGCCUCCACACUACCCCCCGCUCUCCCUCUCUCUUCCCCCCUCUCUCCCACUCCAACCUCUCUCCCACUUCCUUACUCCCUCUCCCUUCCCCCCUUUCUUCCUCUCCCUCUCCCUUUCUCUCCAACUCUCGGCCCCCUUCCCCCUCUCUCCGUUUCCCCUCCGCUCUCCCGCCGCUUCCCCACCCCCGCUCCUCCCUGUGCAGCCCGGACCACGAGCAACUACUGCUGGACCCCUCUUGGCCGCCCUCCACCACUCUCUCCUUCCCCGACCUCCCCCACAAGAAGCUCCCUACCUUCCUCCACUGCUGCUGCUAUCACGGCUGCUCGUGCGUCCGCGUCGAUUUGGGGUGUGGGAGGAAGGGAGGGCGGAGGGGUGGUGGGGGGAGCGCAGCAUUUCACCGAAGCGCAGGCUGCUGGUUCUGGGGGGGAGUUGGAGCGGAGCGGGCAGGCGGGAGAGGGAUUUGGGGAAGCAGGUGUUGUGGGUGGUGAUGGUGAUGUUGCUCGCAGUAUUGCUGGUAUGGCUGCAGAAGUGAUGAUUCGUGCGGCCGGACCUGGCACUGUAGGAGGAGAGGGAGCAGGGGCGGCCUGUGGUGCGACAGCGAGAAGGGGAGACGCCGGGGGCACGGGGAAGGGGGGAGCUAUGCAAAUGGGGAGAGCAGGGGCGGCAGGGAGAUCUGAGGGAGUGUGUGUGGGAAGGGGAGUAGGAGGUGGGGGAGAAUCAGGAGGGGCGGGUGCAGGGGGAGGGAGCACUGGGGGAGCUGGGGGAGUGGGGGGAGUGGGGGCAGGGGCAACCAAGGGAGCAAGGGGAGCGGGAGCAGGGUCGGUAAAGCCGGUGUUGAAUUUCGCCCAGUUCUCGCGACCACUGCAGCAGUAUGGCAGUGCGCAUGUGAGGACCCUCCGUGCUGCCAUUUCUCGCACCAACACACGCCUUACCCCUCUCCCUUCUGCUCCUGCCACCGCUGCUGCUUCUGCCACCACCGUUGCUGCUUCCAGAGUUGCUGCCGCUGCUGCUGCUUGUGGUGCUGGUGGGGCUGCUGCAAGCAAUAAUGCGGCGGCACAGGUCGAGAGACACUCUACAGCCCAACUACCUGAUGCUUCCAUCCCAUAUUCCUCCCGCUCUUCCUCCCGCCCUUCCUCCCUCCCGUCCUCCCGCUCUUCCGCCCGUACUGGCCCAUCCUCUUUCCCAUCCAUGCCGCCUCCAACCAAACCAGCAUCCCCAGCUGCUCUCUCACUCCCCACAUCCUCCCCCACUCGCCCUCUCACACACACCCCCUCACCAACUCCCUCCCCCGCCCAUGCACCCAGCGUUCCUUCCCCGCUUGCUCCUCAUCCUCCCACGCGCGUCAGCUCUCCAGGGCAGAUGCUUCAGGGUGGCGGCCGGUACGUUCUUGCCUCUGCGUCUCCCACUGCCGUGCGCCGAUUCUCUUCUUUCGCUGCUGACACUGCUACCCAGUCCCUGCCCUUCUCUCUGCCGUUCCACUUCCCUGGUGCUGAUUUGGGCUUAGGGGCUGAGAGUGGGGGAGAAGAGGGGGGCUUGGUGGGAGAAGAGGGAGCAGGACAGAGUAGGGUAAUGGGGGGAGGAGGGAAGGAGGGAGGUGCGGAGGAAGGGAAGAAGACGCAGAGGGAUGCAGAGCAGCUAAUGCAGUUAUAUGAGCAGUAUAGAGGUAGGGAAGGGCAGGCGGGGGAGAGGCGGACGGAGGGGGGAGGAUGGAGGGGAGGGAGGGCAGGGGAGCCUGGAGAGAAAGGGGUUGGAGAGAGAGGGGCUAGUGUGGGCAGUGGUGCAGUGGCAAGCACUAGGGAAAGCAGGACAGAGAAAGAGUGGAAGGAGCAGCAGGUGGGAUGGAAGGCAGACGGAGAAAUGAGAACAGAGGGCGGGUUGGAUGAAGGUAAUGAUGUGAGGGACGAGGAUAAGGGGGUAGGUGCAGGGAAGAGAGAGGAGGGAAGGAAGGAGAGCAGGGGGGAUGGUGAGCGGGAGGAGGGGGGCAGCUGGAGAUGGGGUGGGGAAGGGAGUGGGGGAGAAGAGGAGGAGGAGGGCGACGACGACGAAGGAUUUGGGGAGGAGGAAGGGAGGGAAGAGGAGGAGGGGGACGGGGAGGCGGAGCGGGAGCGGAGAGAAAGAGAGGGGUGCAUGGUGGCAGCGCAGGGUUGUCUAGAGAGGGCGCUGGCAGGCUCAGAGAGAGGCGUUCUGCACAGCCCAGGGCCUGCCAUCCUAGGAGCGGGGCGUUGGCAGUUACAGGCCCCUGCACGUCGGCGGCGAGACAAGAUCAACGAGCGGUUCAACGCCAUGCGGGAGCUGCUGCCAGACUGCAGCAAGGCGGACAAGGCAUCACUGCUGGACAAGUUUAUAGAGCACAUUAAAGCCAUGCAGCUGCAGCUGCAGGUAAGCUCGCUCCCCUCUCUGCUCCUCCCGCCUAUUUUCUCGCCUUCUCCCCACCAUCCCACCCCCCCUCCGCUCCGCACCAUCCAUGCUGCCGCUUCCCCUCCCCAUCCCCUGCAUGCGCCCCAUCCCCUCAUCUGGCACCAAUCCUCUGCACUCCUCUUUCGACGGUUGGGAGCAGGAGUCACCGGCGCUGCAGCAGCGCAUGUCAUAGCCCCUCUCGUGGAACUAUCACCAACUGCUGUCACCACCGCCACCACCGCCACUGCAGCAGCCGCAGCAGCAGCAGCAGCAGCAGGGAUGCAGCAGAUGCAGUCGUCUCCCGAGCUCCACCACCCGCCCUUCCCUUUCCUGAUGCUUUCCCUGCUGCGGCUCUGUCAUCGCGACAUGGCAAAAGUGGCGAGGAUUCUGCGAGAGAGCAGGGGAGAAGGGCAUGAGGAGAGGCUUGGGGAGAGGCGUGGGGAUAGGCAUGGGGAGAGGCUUGGGGAAAGGCGUGGGGAGAGGCUUGGGGAAAGGCGUGGGGAGAGGCUUGGGGAGAGGCGUGGGGAGAGGCUUGGGGAGAGGCUUGGGGAGGGGAACAACAGAAGGUUGGGCGAAGAAAGGGGGACGCGUGCAGGGGCUCUUGGCUCAACAGCAGGUGCAGCAGGGGCAACAGGAGCCAUAGGUGGGACAGUGUCAGGUGCAACGGCGGGUGGUGAUGGUGUGGUGGGGGCAGAUGGAGGGGCAGGUUGGGACUUAGCAGCCAUGGAGGCUGCAGCACUGCAGGUAGCUCGCAUGGAGCAGGCAGGCAGGGGAGAGGCGGCGCCGCUAUUCCCACAUUCGCACUCCAAUCCAGGCAGAACUAGGGGUGGUGAGAGGAGGGGGCAGCAGCACGGGCAUAACGGGGGGCUCAGUGGUUGCUGGAUGGAAUGGGAGCAAGAGCUUGGAGGUGGAGGCGAGGAGAGCAGGAGGAGAGCAGGAGGAGAGCUUGAGGUGGCAUGGCAUGAGUUGGAGGGAGGGGUAGGUGUUGCUGCUCCAGGAAUGGGCGAUCUGCUAGUGAUGGGCGCACAAUCAGCAUCAGAAGCAGCGGAAGCAGCAGCAGAGGCGGCAGCAGCGGGCAUUGGUAACAACGGCAUGUGGGUGAGCGCGCUCACGUACUGCCCGCACGUGCUCUCCGCUGACGCAGACGCUGCGCUGCUGCCGCCGCACUCCGUUCCGCCCUUCGACUCGCUCUGCCACAGUUGCAAGGACGGUUCGGAGAACUGGGUGUGUCUGACGUGUGGAGUGGUGGCGUGUGGCCGGUACGUGGGCGGCCACAUGCUGCAGCACGUCACUGAAACAGCCCACCCACUGGCUGCUGGCUUCAGGUGCGCUCCUCCUCUCCUCUGUGCCCCCCACGAGGCUUCUCUGCCCCUCCCCUGCCCCUCCUCUCCUCCGCUUGACCUCUUAUUGGCCUAUCCUGUGGCUCUUAUGAGCUAUGUUGGACCUCUUAUUGGCCUAUGCUCGGGCUUUUCCUUUCAGCGCUCAGUGCAGUUUCUGUGA